GGAAGAGGAGGUUUGGGUCAGAGCGGUGUUGGUCGUGGUCAUGCCUUAGGAGGCGGUGCUGCUCAUCCACUGCAGACGGCCGGGUCUCGAUCCAACAGUCAGAUGGGUGAAAGUAUCGUGGAACGUGUAAAUCAAGCAACGGAACGUUGGGAAGAGGAUGAGCCGUUGGGCGAGAGGGCCACGAAGGCUGCGGUACUGUACGCGAAUGUGAACUAUCCGGAAUGGAAGAAACAGUACCCGGAAUGGUGUGAACGUGUUAAGCAUAUUCAUCGUAUGUGGCGAUCGCUGGACGCGAAUAGUCGUCAGGAAUAUGUGAAUAAAGCGAGAGAGAAUCGUGCAAAUAGAGCAAAGCAACCGCGACUGAAAAGGAUAGCACCAACGCUUCUUCGAGCCACUAUCGGCUCACCGAAGUGUGCGUCGCCAACACGUAACGCUUACCUGACCGCACAGGUGAUCGCUCAUUCUGUACGGUUUGCCGAU
Molecule: messenger RNA, 480 nt
Organism: Anisakis simplex (herring worm)
Lineage: Eukaryota; Metazoa; Nematoda; Chromadorea; Rhabditida; Anisakidae
Source: the annotation of a GenBank genome assembly